Messenger RNA from Penaeus vannamei (Pacific white shrimp), 3825 nucleotides. RefSeq lists its product as uncharacterized. The record is from RefSeq and is a predicted model, not a curated record. NCBI's taxonomy places the organism in Eukaryota, Metazoa, Arthropoda, Malacostraca, Decapoda, Penaeidae.
GGAAUCGCUGUGUUGGUUAUCGAGGACCAUGAAGGGGGACCAUGUUCGGCAGCAAGAGGUACUGUAGCGUUUGCAGAAGAAGGAAGAUAGAACUCAGGCACUUGAAGCUGCACCCGUUUCCCAAGGACCCGCAGAGAUGCAUGGAGUGGCUAAGAAUCUUAGACAUUCCCUAUCUGAAGGACAAGACGUUGAAACAGCUAAAUGAAACUUACAGGGUUUGCAGCUUGCAUUUUAGCGACGAUCAGUACCAUCAUUCUGGGAGACUAAUGUUCAGUGCUUAUCCAUCUGAAGAAUUAAGCAACAUGUCUGAUGUGCGAACUGAAAGGGAGAACUCACCAGAGUUUAUUGAGCCUGGAGAACUGCCAGAUGAAUUAAUGGAGGUAUUUCAGGACAGCGAUUUUGGCGAGGACUCAAACAGCGGAAAUAGGGCCAACGCACUGAAACUAGAACAUAGCGGCUCACCCCCAAGGAGGUUAGAGGAUGAAUCAUCAAGAUUAAUGGAGUUUGAGCUACCUGAAGAGCCUGAGGAGAAAUUCAGACCACAAGAACCCUCAAAAAAAUUAAUUGAAGUUGGUCAUACUUUGGAAAGUGGAUUGUUUGGAGAAAAAGGUAUCAUUGAAGUUGAUUUACUUGAAAUGGAUGACGAUGACAUUGAUGUGUCAGACUCGGAGAUAAUGAAGGAAAUUUCAUCAAGAUUACCAGACAACCCAGGCAACCCAGGCAACCCAGACAACCCAGACAACCCAGACAACCCAGGCAACCCAGACAACCCAGACAACCCAGACCACCCAGACCACCCAGACAACCCAGACCACCCAGACAACAAAACUUCUGAGGAGGAAACAGGCUCAAAAUCAAGGCUAGGAGAGCAAUCAGAAGGCACUCUGGACGUUAGUCAUGACAGUGAUCCAUUUGUUGGGUCUGGUGGCCUGAUUGAAGUUGGAUUACUUGAUGUAAAGGAUGAACCUUUAGAGUAUGCCAACUCAGAUGAUAAUGAUGUAGAUGGGGAUGACGAGGAUGAAGAUGAUGACGAUGGAGAUGAAGACGGGGACGAGGACGGAGACAACACAGCAUUGGAAGAAGACCCCCUCCACAUUGACGCAGAGUUCCUCAACAUGAAGAGCGAAUCACCAGAACCACCUAAGUAUUCCAGCAAGCUAUCUAUGGACGGUGACCAUGGACAGGGUGGGUCGUCUAAGCUGACCUCUGUGCGUAGAUUAACCUCAAAGACAUACAAGCAAAUAAAAAAGUUCAAUCUGCGAUCUAAGAAGACUAAAAUGCUGCAGAAAAAGUCUAAGGCAAAGGUGAGAGUGAACCGGUGCUCCCAGUGUUCUUGCCAGAGAAGCAAUGAUGAACACCGUGAGUGUUCAGCUCAUGCACAGUGCUCCAGAAGUGGGCACUUUGAUCCUCUCUCUUGUGAAAUCUGCUGUCCCAGUGUGCAGGCACUGCUGGACGCAGACACAAUUGAUAAGGAUUCUGAACACUGGAGGAAACUGAAGAAUCGGUUCCUAGUUGCAACAAAAUGGGCUUCUAGAAAGAAUGUUCCCAUGAACUGGCUGGACGAAAAGCUAGCACACAAACUGCAGAUGGUCAAGGAUCCUUUCCAUGCCAGCAAUGCAACAACACAAGUAGCAGUUGCUGAACCAAAAGUACCACAGGACAAGCUCGUGGAUGAAAAGCCAAGCAUUCCACUCCCUUCACAAGAGUACUUUUCGUCCUCGUCCACAGAUGGGUCUACAGGGUCAAAUUAUGGUUCUCGUACAAAUAGGAGAAAGAAAAAGAAAAAGAAAGCAGCUCAGUGUUCUUGUUGCUUAAUACCAAUAAGAGAAGAUGGGCAUCGCAAGUGCUCAGCUCAUGCAUCCUGCACAAAAUCUGGAAUCUUUAACCCUCAGGCUUGUCGUAUCUGUUCACCACAUGUUAAGGCUUUACUAAAAGCAGAGACAGUUGACAAGAAAUCUGUCCAUUGGAAAGCAUUAAAGGGUCGCUUCACUAAUGCAAAAAAGUGGGCUGCAAGAAAGGGCCUUGUUUUGAAAUGGGGAGAUGAUAAGCUAGCACAUGCACUCCAGUUGAAUAGAGAGUACAUGCGUUCAAAGAGUGAGGUUUCCACAGCGUCCCCUGCUCAACAACAAUCCAAUACUCCCAGCUCUGACACUCUUCAAGAGAGCCAAUUAUCUCAGGACAAAUUCAGGGACAUCGUAUAUCAAUAUGUCACCGAGGUACUAAAGGAGAAAUGUAGUGAAGACCUCUUACAAAACUUGCCUGCAGCUCAAUCUUCCAAAGCAUCCAGGGGUAAGAGGGGUAAGGUUGGAUCUUUGUCACAUUUGCCGUCACCAAAAAGGAGAAAAAAAAUGACUCCCCAUUCUGCAUUAGACCAUUCUCUGUCAACAAAGGAAGGUUCAUCUUCUGUACAUUCCUCUACCAUUCCCUCGUCAUCUUUUGAAUCGGCUAUGCCACUUCCAUACCCUGUAAGCCCAGAUAAACCACCUGCCAUAGGUGCGCUUGGAGAGGGUUCAGGUAAUUCGCUUCCAGGUAUAUGGUUCCCAGUGCCGUCAGAUUGGAAUGUUAGUAUGGUCGGUGGAAAACUGGUAGCUACAAAACCAUAUGUUGAUGAAAACGGUGCAGUGUCUCGUCAACCGAUUGAGAAUGUUGAGUUUCAAAUCACCCGGAACUCAGGUAAUAGCGUCAUGAAAUGCAGAUAUGUUCCCUCAACAGACAGCAAUUCUUAUCUUUCGUGGGAGGCGGCUAUGAACAGGCUGAAGCAGUCUUUGGCUGAAGCAGAUCAGCUUUUUCCGGAAAAACAUUCCAACGUUACUGUAGCUCUAUCUCCCACAUCAAAUGGACUGGAUGUAGAUUUUCAUCAAGAGCCAUCUGAUGUAUUAACAGCACUUGGAGAAGACUUUUUAGAUCUGUGGAGAUCUGUAGCGGAUGCAUAUGCACCCAGGAUGUUGUCUAUGCCUCCAGGAUUUGCAGGGGUGAGUUCCAUUGCUGGGUCAUCAGCUUAUGCUCAGGUAUUUCGAUUUCUGUCUGCUCCUCGCAUCCACAUGGAUGACAUCCCUGUGCACCUGCGUCGGCCUCGGAUUCAUUAUGUUGAGGCGGAUGGGAGAACUCGGCAAUCGGCAUUAGCUCUGAGUUCAGUCCAGGCUGCUUUGGCAUAUGGCUCUGACUUUGCUGGCAGGAUGGCUGAGAAAUUACAGUCAGAUCCUGAGCUAGAUGCAGUAACAGUGAUUCGCCUCUUGCAACAGCAAAUGCUAGAUGCAGCGCAGUCCUUGACAUUCCACAUCAAGGACCUUCUUAAACAAGCAAUUCACUUUCGGCUUUGUUUGCGUAAGGAUACUCUGCCAAAACUACCUGAAAGUCAUCAUUAUAAGAUCCUGAAGGGGGAUGCCUUUGCAGCAGAUAUUUUUGGACCGGCUUUAGAAAAAGCUAUGAAUUUCAAACCACCCACGACAAAGGACUAGUCAUAUGAGGACACUAAAGGGAGUUUAUUCUCCCUCAACCACUUUUAGUUCUAAGCAGGACUUUAUUUUCUAUUUGCGAAGCAGUUCCAGCUUCACUUGUAAGUAAAUAUCACUUCCUAGAAAGACAUUUUCAUAGUGCAACUCAGUAUGAAAGAUUGUAUUUAUCCAGCAUUUAUGGAUAAGUGCUGGAUACAACUUACAAAUAAGGUUUGUAAUUAGUGUUUAUGAAUGUGGUAAAUUGCAUGAUAAUGGUAAGAUGAAAUAAUAUUUUUUGUAUGGCCAGUUUUAAAACCGCGUCUCAUCUAGAAUGAGACAAUUUAGGAAGUAAAACUGAAAGGAUGAAAUUACAAUAAAAUUGAUAAGUGAA